This is a messenger RNA of Nicotiana attenuata, 765 nucleotides long. RefSeq names its product serine/threonine-protein phosphatase 7 long form homolog. The transcript is spliced from 2 exons. The record is from RefSeq and is a predicted model, not a curated record. Bases 1 to 765 code for a protein of 254 amino acids. Lineage: Eukaryota; Viridiplantae; Streptophyta; Magnoliopsida; Solanales; Solanaceae. Gene Ontology annotation, biological process: meristem maintenance; meristem development.
AUGCAGGCUCUCCGCCCCAGGAGGCCUGAUGAUUUGUGGGAGUUUAUUGCCGAGCAUCCUUUCCAUGAGCGCGUAGUAGAGAGCCUCCAGACUACGGGAUUAUAUACCAUUUUUGAGCUUGGACGGAUGCAGCUUGAUUGGUCACUCAUCACGUCCUUGGUAGAGCGGUGGCGACCGGAGACGCAUACAUUUUACUUGCCCACUGGAGAGGCUACUAUCACGCUGCAGGAUGUCCAGGUUUUAUACGGACUGCGCGUAGAGGGACGCGCCUUCGCACUGCCCCACCACCGGAGAGGGAUGACUCGUGCACAGUUGGCGGACAUGAUGGGGCAGUUGACUGGUUUGAGACCGCAGGGUGACCGGGGUGGCAGUCGCGUGGCUUUAUCAUUCAUUAGAGAUCAGAUGGAGGUAUUGCACCCAGAUAUUACCCACGAGACAGAGCAUCUUUGGAUUCAGCGGUACACUCGGUUGGCGUUGCUCCUGCUUUUCGGGUGUGUCUUGUUUCCGGACACCUCGGGGAACAAAGUGAGUAUGCGCUUUCUUCAUUGUCUUGAGCAGCUGGAUGAGCUACCCCAGUACAGCUGGGGUGCUACUGUUCUGGCGUAUCUCUAUAGGAGCAUGUGCCGCGCGAGCGUAGGUCCAGCGGUUGAUAUAUGUGGUUUUCUGCCCCUCCUUCAGAUGGUGAGAACGCACACGUCAGACAUUCCGGAUCCGCGAGGAGCUACUCCCCCUGUUGCUAGAGGUCGGGGGAGGGUACCAGCCUGA